Messenger RNA from Triticum turgidum subsp. durum (durum wheat), 1080 nucleotides. NCBI's taxonomy places the organism in Eukaryota, Viridiplantae, Streptophyta, Magnoliopsida, Poales, Poaceae. The record is from the annotation of a GenBank genome assembly.
AUGGGGCGGCCGCCGAGCAGCGGGGGGCCCGCGUUCCGGUUCACGCACGCGGAGGUGGCGGAGAUGGAGGAGCACCUCCGCCACCUCAACAACGCCAUCCCGCAGCGCAACGUCAUCCAGGGCCUCGCCGAGAAGUUCACCGCCUCCGCCGCCCGCGCCGGCAAGAUCCCCGUCCAGUACAAGCAGGUCUGGAACUGGUUCCAGAACCGGAGGUACUCGCAGCGGGCCAGGACCCCCAGGGGCGCGCCGCCGCCGCAGGGGAAGAUGCUGCCCACGGGGGCCGAGGAACACCACCCGGCCUCCUUCAGGGCUCAGGGGUCGUCCUCUUCGUACCCCGGAUCCCACUCAGGAAAGAGUGCUUCGGAUGGUGGCCAGGCCGAGUUUGAAGCAAAGUCAGCUAGAGAUGGCGCGUGGUACGAUGUUGCUGCCUUUCUGUCCCACAGGCUCUUUGAAACAGGGGAUCCGGAAGUAAAAGUUCGAUUUUCUGGAUUUGGGCCCGAGGAGGAUGAAUGGAUUAAUGUUCGUAAAUGUGUGAGGCUGCGUUCUCUUCCAUGUGAAGCUGCAGAAUGUGUUGCUGUGCUUCCUGGGGAUCUCAUUCUUUGUUUUCAGGAAGGCAAAGAGCAGGCCCUCUAUUUUGACGCUCGUGUUCUUGAUGCUCAAAGGCGCAGGCAUGAUGUAAGAGGGUGCCGCUGCAGGUUUCUUGUUCGUUAUGAUCAUGAUCACUCUGAGGAGAUUGUUCCUCUGAGGAAGGUAUGCCGUCGACCAGAAACUGAUUUCAGGCUCCAGAUCUUGCACGCAUCUAGAGCGGCGGCAUCUGCAGAUGCUCAGAAUGUUAGCCCAGUUGAGCAGAAACCCCAAAAGGCACACAAGAUGAUGGAUGUGAACACUGCCGAGGUGACCGUGGUCCGCAACCCAGAUCAAGGAGGGCCAUCUGACAAGCCGGCUGCUCCCUUGCCAGCUGCGCCUGCUGGCACCCACGGUGAUUCAGUUUCAGAUGUGCAGAUGGGGAGCGUGGAGGUUAUUCCAAAAGUUGAAGCCGCAAAUGAAGCACAUGACGACAAGAUGAACGUGGGAGCAUAG